UUUGGUUUUUCUGUCACCUCCAUUUAUCAGAUUAUCACUAUAUCUAUCUCUAUCUUUAUAAAAAGUUAUGUGAAAUUUCUAGAUUUUAGGAUAUGAAUUUUCAAAAUAUUGAUAAGAAUGUCUAUUUCAGAUCAAACUUCAAACAACACUAAGGCUGCUAAAUUGAUAUUGCACAAACUUGGCGAAACGUUACAGGAUUUUCGAAAUCACUCCUUCUCAAUCCUUACGCUCAACGAGCAAUGGCGAAGUUUACAGACUUCUUUUACAACGAUUCACAAUUCGCUGGAGGAGAGAGUUAAGGGAGUCGAGUCAAAGGAGAGAGAAAUUGACAUGACUCGGAAUAGACUUCUGAUUUUCCAGAAAGAGGUUGAGUUACUGAAGAUAAAAUUGGAGAUGGAGGAAAAGUCGUUGAGCGAAAGGAUGGAAGGUGUGGAAUUGAGGGAGAAGCAAGUGAGUGAGUGGCGUGACUCUUUGGAAUUGGAGAAGGGAGCGGUUUUGGACCGUUUAAAUGCGGUUAAGUUGAGGGAGAAUCGGUUGGAGGAGCGGUUGGAGCAAGUUAGAGCGGUGGAUGUUGCGGAGGAGAGGGUUGAGGCAAGGCGGAAGGCGGUGGAGGAGAGAGAAAUGGGAGUGAAGAACAGAGAAGUGAAAGUGGAGGAGAGAGAAAUGGAGGCAGAGAAGAGAGAGAAGGAGAGUAAAAUGGAAUUAGAGGAGAGGGAGAAGGAAUUGAAGGUAAAAUUAGAAGAGGAGAAGAAAGUGUUGUACAAUGCAGUUGAGUUGAAGCAGAAGGAAAACAAUGUGAGAAUCGAAAUGUUGGUAUAA
Messenger RNA from Spinacia oleracea (spinach), 819 nucleotides. RefSeq names its product protein NETWORKED 4B-like. Lineage: Eukaryota; Viridiplantae; Streptophyta; Magnoliopsida; Caryophyllales; Amaranthaceae. The record is from RefSeq and is a predicted model, not a curated record. The transcript has a single exon. Bases 118 to 819 code for a protein of 233 amino acids.